AUGUCAACUUCGCUCACCGGUCUUUACUCGAUGCCAUUUGUACGAGCGUUACGACCACAACGUGCUCGAACUUCUCUCACGGUGAUCAUCAUCAAUUGCAGCUUGGUCCUGGUGUUGAGCUCAGGCGUUACCUGUGCUUGCGAAUACACUCGGUUGGCAUAA
Messenger RNA from Cooperia oncophora, 162 nucleotides. The record is from the annotation of a GenBank genome assembly. NCBI's taxonomy places the organism in Eukaryota, Metazoa, Nematoda, Chromadorea, Rhabditida, Trichostrongylidae.